GAAAACGGGUCACAGACCUCCACGACUUGCCUUGGCUAUUGGCUCGCAACAGAGAGAAGGCGCUCAGAGAUCUGAGCAAUUCCCUCAGAAGCCGAGUCGACCCAGUGAAUGAGUUUGACUCAGCACUAUCAUUGAAGCCGAGUGGAGAAGCUCACUACCAUCCACUCACCGGCCGGCAGCGGCGACGACAACGAUGGCGACGAUGCUAGGGCAAUCCGAUCCGGCGAAUUCGCCACUUGGCCUAAUGCUAUUGGACGAGAUCACUCCGGUGGUGAUGGUUCUCCGCACUCCUCUUGUCGAAGAAGCUUGCCUCAAGAACGGCCUCAACCUCGUCGAAUUGCUUACUCCUUUCUCUACCUUUAACAAUAUCGACGUUCCAGUACGGACGGCGAGCGAUCAACCUUAUAGGCUUCAGAAAUUCAAAUUACGAUUGUUUUAUGCAUCGGAUAUCCGACAGCCGAAUCUGGAGGUUGCAAAAGAGCAGCUGAAAGAGGUUAUUACCCAUGCUGGGGAGAAAGACUUUUCUGACUUGUGUUCAGACCCACCUCAAAUUGAAGAUGUCCUAUCUACCCCUGAAUCUGAAAUUCUGCCAUCAUGGUUUCAAUUUUUCAAUAAAGAGCUCGUACGUUCCCUGUCAUUUUCAGAUCAUGAAGCUUUUGACCAUCCUGUGGCAUGCCUUUUGGUUGUUUCAACGAAGGAUGAACGGCCACUUAACAGAUUUGUUGACCUUUUCAACACUAAUCAACUGCCCUUUCUGCUUAAUGAUGGUGUGAUGGACCCAAAGAUUUUGAAGCAUUAUUUAUUAGUGCAUGAUAACCAAGAUGGCUCCUCAGAGAAGGCAGAAAAAAUUUUAACAGAAAUGAGGAGUACUUUUGGCUCUAAUGAUUGUCAAUUACUGUGCAUUAACUCUUCUCAAGAUGGAUUAGUAGAACAUGAAGAUAACCCAUGGGCUCCUUAUAAAACUGAUGCUUCACUUAGUCAGCCUCUUGGCUGUUUUCUCAACAUUGAUGAUUUUAAUGAGAUAAAAGAUCUCAUGCAAGAUUUUUCUUCUAAACAUAUCAUUCCUCACAUGGAGCAAAAAAUACGCGUGCUCAAUCAGCAGGUUUCUGUAACACGGAAAGGUUUUAGAAACCAAAUUAAAAAUUUGUGGUGGAGAAAAGGGAAAGAAGAUACACCAGAUGCUUCCAAUGGCCCUAUGUAUACCUUUAGCUCCAUUGAAUCUCAAAUUAGAGUUUUGGGUGAUUAUGCCUUUAUGUUACGGGAUUAUGAACUUGCAUUGUCAAACUAUCGACUGCUUUCCACUGAUUACAAGCUUGACAAAGCCUGGAAGCGCUGUGCUGGUGUACAGGAAAUGAUGGGGCUUACAUACUUCUUGUUGGAUCAAUCAAGAAAGGAGGCAGAAUAUUGCAUGGAAAAUGCAUUUAAUACUUACUUGAAAAUUGGGUCAUCAGGUCAGCAAAAUGCAACACGUUGUGGUCUUUGGUGGAUAGAAAUGUUGAAAACAAGGGAUCAGUAUAAAGAGGCUGCCAGUGUUUACUUCCGUAUAUCCGGUGAGGAACCUUUACAUUCUGCUGUAAUGCUUGAGCAAGCAUCUUAUUGCUACUUGUUUUCUAAACCACCCAUGUUACACAAGUAUGGAUUUCACCUUGUUCUUUCUGGCGAUCAUUAUAAAAAAUGUGAUCAGAUAAAGCAUGCAAUUCGGACAUAUAGAAGGGCUCUUUCUGUGUACAAAGGAACUAUGUGGAGCUAUAUCAAAGAUCAUGUUCAUUUCCAUAUUGGAAAGUGGUAUGCUUUUCUUGGGAUGUUUGAUGUGGCAGUCCCACAUAUGUUGGAAGUUCUGACAUGUGGUCAUCAGUCUAAGACAACACAGGACUUAUUCUUAAGGGAAUUCCUUCAAAUUGUUCAGAACACAGGGAAAAAAUUUGAGGUAUUGAAACUUCAGUUGCCUGCUAUCAACAUUCCAUCAGUCAAAGUUAUUUUUGAAGAUAAUCGAACUUAUGCAUCUCCUGCAGCUGCUAGUGUUAGAGAAAGUAUGUGGCAGUCUUUGGAGGAGGACAUGAUUCCAUCUUUGCCUACCAUCAGGACUAAUUGGUUGGAGUCACUACCUAAGAAUAUUUCAAAAAAACAUAAACAAUCAAACAUUUGUGUGACAGGAGAAGCUAUAAAGGUGGAUGUCGAAUUCAAAAAUCCUCUUCAAAUCACAAUUUCCAUCUCCAGUGUUUCCUUAAUAUGUGAGCUUUCAGCUAGUUCUGAGGAAAUGGACUGUGAUGCUAAUAGCUCAACCUCUGAGCUUCAGAAUGAUGAGGAAUCUGGAAAAUUAACCAUUAGUAGGGAGCAGACCUCUAAUAGUUCAUUUACAUUGUCCGAGGCUGAUUUUUCACUUGGAGGAGGUGAAAGAAUUAUGGUACAACUUACAGUCACUCCCAGAAUAGAAGGCAUCCUAAAAGUAGUUGGUGUGAGGUGGAACUUGUCAGACUCUGUGGUUGGUUUUCAUAACUUUGAGUCUAAUCUUGUAAAGAAGAAAAUUGCGAAGGGAAGAAGGAAAGCCAAGCAUUCUCCUAGUGAUAAUCUGAAGUUUUUAGUGAUCAAGAGUCUUCCCAAGCUUGAGGGCUCUAUUCAUCACUUACCCGAAAAAGUAUAUGCGGGAGACCUGCGGCGUCUUGUUUUGGAGUUGAGGAACCAGUCAGAAUAUCCUGUGAAGAAUAUGAAGAUGAAGAUCAGCAGUCCUAGAUUUCUAAAUGUUGGGAGCUGGGAAAUUUUGAACACAGAAUUCCCUGCUUGCUUAGAAAAGAAGACAGAUCCUGAACAAAGAGUACAGGCUAACCAUAACAAAGAGUCUCAUACCGUGUUUCUGUUUCCAGAGGACACAUUAAUUCAAGGGGGAACACCAUUCCUGUGGCCCCUUUGGCUUCGGGCUGCUGUUCCUGGAAACAUUCCCUUGUAUAUAACAAUAUACUAUGAGAUGGGAGACAUAUCUAACAUCAUGAGACACCGGACUCUACGUAUGUAUCAUAACUUACAGGUGUUAUCAUCAUUGGAUUUGUCGUUCCAAAUCAGCCCUUGUCCAUCAAGAUUGAAAGAGUUCCUUGUGCGCAUGGAUGCUGUCAACAAGACCAGUUCAGAGAUUUUCCAGAUUCAUCAGUUAUCAUCUGUUGGGCAUCAGUGGAAGAUCUCAUUGCUUCAACCUGUUGAGACCAUGCUUCCUUCAGAGUUGAUGCCUGGCCAAGCUUUGUCACGUUUCUUCAAGCUUGAGAAUGUCAGGAAAUUGACAACUCCUGAAGACAAGGUGUCUUUGCUUGCUCCUCAAGAGGGAAGUGAUGUAAAAUUGGGCAGUGAGGCUAGCAAUGAAAUUCUGUUUGACAUAUGUAGCUCACCUCUGGCUGAUUUCCACAUUUGCGAAAGAAUCCACCAGGAAGGAUCACAUCAGGAACAUCCAAAUUCUGUCGACUUCAUCUUGAUCUCUCAGCCAUCAAAUGAUAGUAUCAAUACCGGGUUACCCAAUCCUCCUCCACAUCUCUUUUCUCAUCAUGUAUGUCAUUGCAGGAUUGAGAGCACAAGCCCGAUAUGGUGGUUAAUGGAAGGGCCUCGGACCAUACAUCAUAACUUUUCUGCUUCUUUCUGUGAAGUGAAACUAAAGAUGACUCUCUACAACUCAUCAGAUUUGUCAGCAUCAAUUUUCAUUCAUACUCUUGAUUCUAUCCCCAGCACCAGUCAAUUAAGUGAGGUAAUGGCAGGUUCUCCUGGAAACCAAGCAGGGUGGUAUGAUACAUCUCUGUUGAAUGAUAUUAAGGUCACAUCCGACGUACUUGGAAUGAAAGUUGGAAAGCCACCAUCACUGGAUAGUGUCUCCCAAUUCAUUUGGUCUGGGUCUUGCUCUACUAAAGUUGAAGUUGAGCCAAUGUCCACAGCUGUAGUACCUCUCCAGAUAUGUGUAUUCUCCCCAGGUACAUAUGAUCUAUCAAAUUAUGCUUUGCAUUGGAAUCUCCUGUCAUCCAAGGAUGAAGGAAGUCAUGGGAAAUGCCCAGGGAGCCCCUAUUAUCUCACUGUGCUGCAAUCUGCCUGAGAAUCUCUAUCUAGAAUAUAUAUAUUUGAUACCUUCCUACAAAUUUUUAGACACGUGACCUUGGGCUAGAAAAGGGAUGAAGAAAAAGGGCACAGGAUCUUGGAUGUAGUCAUUUUUGUACCUUUUUGCUUGUAAAUUAUUGUGUUUCAAUGUUUUGUUUUUUAUUUUUUAUUUUUUUGGUAACAGUAGGGAAUGGUGACAAAGUUUAGUUAAGACAGAAACCGAGAUUGAAUUCCUCUUUGUUCUUAGAAAAAUAAAAGCAAAGAAAAUGUCAUAAAUUCAUUA
This is a messenger RNA of Vitis vinifera (wine grape), 4348 nucleotides long. RefSeq lists its product as uncharacterized. Gene Ontology annotation, biological process: endoplasmic reticulum to Golgi vesicle-mediated transport; protein localization to phagophore assembly site. The coding region runs from base 194 to 4063 and encodes 1289 amino acids. Lineage: Eukaryota; Viridiplantae; Streptophyta; Magnoliopsida; Vitales; Vitaceae. The record is from RefSeq and is a predicted model, not a curated record. The transcript has 28 exons. Gene Ontology annotation, molecular function: protein binding. Gene Ontology annotation, cellular component: cytoplasmic vesicle; phagophore assembly site; TRAPPIII protein complex.